Orbicella faveolata is the source of this 4102-nucleotide messenger RNA. RefSeq lists its product as uncharacterized. The record is from RefSeq and is a predicted model, not a curated record. Gene Ontology annotation, cellular component: membrane. Lineage: Eukaryota; Metazoa; Cnidaria; Anthozoa; Scleractinia; Merulinidae. Gene Ontology annotation, molecular function: protein binding.
GGCGAGCUGAGAUGGCGAUCUUUGAACAGUUGGGCGUCAACAGUUUCCCUACUGGAGGUGAAUUUAGUACAAUUUGCUGAAAAGCUUCAGGUUCUCCUUGUCAUCUAUUUACAGACCAGAUCCGUCGCUGAGCGAACCCAGUGAAAGCUAAAGAUCACUCAUGCGGAACCAAUAAGCUCAUGGCGUGAGUCAAGUCAGCUGGAAACCCCGUCACGUGACGCGAUAAGAAAACAACACUUCUCGAACGCUAUUGUGAAGUUCAUUCAAAUCAAAUAUGUACGCAGCGCAAUAAACACCGGUCGCCUUCAGGAGUAAAAUAAAUCGUUUUUAAUUCCUUCUGGUCGCAUUUCUGGACACUAUGGAUGGCCUAUAUCUUAAAAUAACCCAGGAUUUUACACCUGACCCCAAGGAAGCAAGGUUCGGUGGUAAAGAUGCACCGAUGGCUGUAGAAAAGGGCGAUAUUAUUUUUGACGUUCGGAAACGCGGGGAUGGAUGGAUGUAUGGCAAGAAUUUAAACAGUGGAAAGGUUGGAAAAUUUCCUGAAAGUUGCGCGGCGAAACUGACUGGAAAUAACAAGAUGGGGAGCGGCUCGGGAAGUCCAGAUUCUGACAAGAAAGACGAGAAAAAAGAUGACAGAAAACCCGCCGUAAAUAACGAAUUAGGCAAAGAGAAGCCCGCAUGGCUUCAGAAUCGAACGAAUACGCCUAUUACGAAGAAAGCGCCGCUUUACCCGAAACCUUUUGCCGGAAAUAUGAGGCAACCGCAAGAGAAAGAGAAAGAGGAAAGGAAGGAAACGUCGGGUGACUCAGGAGUUGUAGAAGAUUCUCCAGAUGGAAAUUACUGCAAUGAUGAUGAAAAGCCAACGAACCGAGACGCUUCGAAAACCGGAAAUACUGUCAAGGAUGAUAAACAUGAGCCAAAGAUUGGACUGAGAUCUCUUCAGACAGUUCACAAACAGAAACCAGAAGCUAAGGCGACUGAAACCGACCGAGUUAAGGCGAUCGGAAGGCCUUUCAAAUUGAACUUAAGCAAGAGUGGCGAAGGAUCAAAACCGAGUGAACCCAGAGCUGUGCCACGGUUGAAUACGAAGAAUACAACAACGGCAGCGAGAGACACUCCGCGAUCACUACAACCCACGCCACAGGAAGAUUUGAACGAAGACCAAAACUACGAACCGAUUGAAAAGAGCGAGAAGAAAAAACCUCAGGCCAAAGAAACGCCUAAACCUGUUCAACCGAAGGAAGAACCCAAAACAGCCGAUAUCACGGCGGCUAAAAUUAAUCCGAUAGGCAACCAAAAGAAAGUUGACGAGAAAACUCAAUCAAACGUGACCAACAAGAGCUCUGCUGGGGGCGCUGCAGUUAAUAUUCAAGAAAACCCUUUGUCGAAGGACGAAGGUAGUAUUUAUCAAGUACCCAGUGUUGUUCCUCCUAAACCUGCCCGAUCGAACGUUCCAGGGUGCGCAGAGUGUAACGAACCUCACAUCUACGACACGCCAAUGCAUUACAAGACUCCACCGUCAUCGCCAUCGACAGGCAAGCGAGAUAACUAUGAGCCAACGAUCAAGAAACCGAAAGAGGAGAAAUAUAAAAGAAAAGGCGGUUCGACAAGUCUGAAGCCAACAUCAUCGGUGAUCAGGAAAACGAAAGAGCAGAUGAAGCACAGAAUGGCUUCUUACGAGAGCAUAGAAGCUGAAGGAAGACGCUCCACUGAGAGUAUCAAAGAUGCGGUGCGCGCGGUGAAUGAAACCAAAGAGAAGUUACUAGCGCCGAACAAGCGGCCGAAGAUACGAAUUUUAAUGGGCAUGCUUUUAGGAUUAUUGCUGGGUGUGUUCAUAUUUUUGACGUUGUACCUCUUGGCUCAAUUGCACGUUGUCGUUUGUGUCGUUUCCGCUCUGUUGAUUGGUUUUGUUGUGGCUACAAUCUUCGGUUUUCUGGACAGGACGCGUCUUCAGUGCAUCACGUUGCUUGUCUUUCCAAGCUUGUUUGGCUGUGGCGGAAAAAUUUCAUUCUGGUUGCUUAUCACGUUUUUUAUCGUUUCUGGUCCAGCGUGCAAUUUCAUUGACAAUGUACGCAUCGUCACGCAAAGCAGGGCCUGUGUAAUGGAAACGCACAACUUAGGAGUUAAUCGCAGUUCUAAUCUGUCUGAUUUUGUUUUCCUGGAUGGAAACAACCAUGCCGUUGUACAGCGUGUACUCAAAUAUGAGAACAUUUCGCACGCGGCGAGGAAUUACAUUGAAACUACUUUGCUGUCAUCAUCUGAUCGCCAAGAUAAGUCGUUUAAAAGCAAUUAUUCAUCUGAGGUCAUUUGCAUGAGUUAUCUACGUCGCGCAUACAACAUCUGUUCAAGUGAAGUGGACAACAUGUACACCAACUGUAUACGACUAAAGGCUUCAGUGAAAUGCGAAUUCCUGAUGCCGAAGAACGCGUGUGAUCACCUCUCUGACGCUCAAAUCCAAGAAACGUGCGAACACAUAAACAGCGCGAGUAACCACACGCUAUGGCAAAUUAAGAAAAUUUUGGAACAAAGCCCCGAACGAUUGAGAACAAAAGACAUGCCUCCAGACAGUGACCAUGCUACCAUUAUGGCGGGAGAGCUAUGUGGAUUUGUCAAGAUUAUCGCAAUGCUGUUGCCUUUGCUAGCGUUCCUUGUGUUGUACGAAGCAUACAGGUAUCACAAACUGUACUUGUCCUGGAACGAAUUUGACAAUCAUUUUCUUACGCUUCGCUUUAAGGCGAUUGAGGACAUGCGCAAGGCGAGCGGAGCCGCUGACUUGUUGGUACCUUUGAAAAAGGCAGAACUUCAGAAAUUCGUUCAACCAACGGCCUGCCAACUGGCCAAGUCUGAGAAGCGAAGCAUGCUGAAAUAUCUGCUGUUUUACUUCAUUUACUUGAUGUUCGCACUGAUGAUCAUCCUCUUGGAUCAUUACUUCUUUGUUGUGAUCACUGGCGAUAACGAAGUGCAGUCCAAUAUUUCCAAGAGGUGUAAUGGAGAUCUCAAGAAGUUAAAGAAGACGUAUAUUAUAAUCCUAUCUUCUCUGUUUGGAAUCUUGCUGUUGAUUAUCCUCCUCCAAGCUUUCAUCCUUCGCUUACGCCGCCUGAUCUCCUCGCGUUUCUAUCCAAGGAGAGAGAGAAAGCGUAUCGCUUACCUUUACUACAAACUUCUUGAAGAACGUAAAACAUUUUACAAGUCAGUCAUUGAGAGUAUGAAUAACUUCUCCGAAGAAACUGAGAUGCUCAAUAGACUGGACGCAGUGUUGGUUCUUUGUAAUACCUUCAGCUGGGUCAAAGCCGUGUUUGAGUUUGUUGGCAUCAAUAUCCGCAGGUGUGCUGUGUGUGGAACGGGGCUGAACAAGAAGUACCUUUACUGUGACACUGAGGACUGCGAUGUCAUCUACUGCCGAACGUGCUUCUGGGACCUGGAAAACAAGUGCCUGGGGUGCAUGCGCAGUAGCAAGAUGACGUCACGUUCGUCAAGUUUGAGUGGCCAAUCACAGAAGAGAAAGAACGAUUACGUCAAACCUGUUUGAUUUCACGAUUAACAUUGUUGUCCAGAACAUCAGCCAAGCUAUCAAGCAAACUGCCUAAUAGCUGCCUAUGAGACCGAAUUGAGGGGAGUUGGCCCAAGUAUUUAAACAAUAGAAAACUGCGCUCUUUAUAGAAUAGUGACCUCGAGAAACAUAUUGAAGGAGAUAACAACAAACGUUUUGCGCAUAUUUUAACAACAAACGUUUUGCGCAUAUUUCUUGAUUAGUGCCAUUUAAAUUUACGAAUUGUCAAUGCGUUCGGUUUUCGUUAACUUUAAGUAGCUGAUGUUGUUGCUUACAGUUUUACGGAGUUAGAAAUCAAGGCUUAAGUUAUCAUCAUUUACAAGAGUAAGGAGCAAAACAACGAAUAUACGAUUUUUGAGAUGAAGAACAGACUAUUUAAUGCUAAAGAUAAAAAGCGGAUUCGUAGUUGUGAGGAAAAAAGAGUAGAAAGAGGAACUGAAAUAAGGAUUUUCCCGCGUCGUUCUGGCCUUGACAUGCAGUGAAGCUUCCCCCGUUUGGAUCACUCUUUUUCCUGACUUAUAGGCGGACUUCGCGUUCAGGUCACGCUUUCUC